CCCCGUCAAAUAUAUUAAACUGUCACAAGAAUCAAUCUCUUAAUCUUUCAAAAUCGAAUAUAUUCAAUAUUAUGUCAAAAAUUGAUGAUUUUUCCUCAGAUUCUGAUUUAGAACUUCAAGAGGCAUUUGCUAAAGGUGAGAUAAAGUCCGGUGAGUUUUAUCAAGAGAUCAAUCCACCAAAAACUUUUAUAAAUGAUAAAAAUGGGCUAAAAGUUGCGCAUGAUAAAUUUAUCUCCAAAAAGUUAACCUUUCCUGAGAUAUUAGAUGUUUAUUCAACAAAUGUUCCAUUAACUUUAGAACAAGAUCAACUAAAUUUCAAAGAAUAUAUAGACAAUGAUACAUCUAAUGGUGCAAAAGAGGAUAUUAAUGAAAGAAUUAAAAAAGAAGAAGUAUUGGCACAGAAUGAUUUUCAGCGAGAAUUAUAUUUCUAUAAUUUAGCACAGACUUCUUGUUUCAAGCAAUUGCAAAGACUAAGAGAGUCUGGAACAUAUACUGAAAGGCCAGAUGAUUAUUUUGCUGAGAUGAUCAAAUCAGAUAUGCACAUGGAUAGGAUUAAACGAGUGUUGAUAGGCAAACAAAAUCGUUUGGACAAAAUCGAAAAAAUAGUCAAAAGCAGACGAGAAAAAAAUUUCAAGAAAAAGGUAGCCAAAGUAAAUGAAAUUCAAAAAAGAGCUUCUAAAAAGUCUACGAUGGAGAAAACGAAGCUAUGGAAACAAAGGAAGCAAACCAAUACUCCAGGUGAAGAAGAGUCAAAAUCUCAUUCCAAUAAAUUUGAUAAUAAACGCCCAGCCAAUAAAAUGAGUAAAAAGGCUAUAUUUAAAAACCAAAAAUUUGGCCAAACUGGAAAUAACAGCUUACUAACCGGUGGCAAUAAACGCAAAAGGGGUUCUAAAGCUAAUAACAUGAAAGCAGACGAUAUCAAAACGUUCAACAACAACAAAUCAAAUAACUUUAAGAACACUAAAAAUUUCGGAAAUUUCAAAAGUUCAAAAAAGGGAGGUGGAAAGAAAGGAUCCAAAGGUUUUAAGAAAACUAGACCCGGUAAGAAUAGGAGACUCAAAAUGAAAUCCGUUAUCAAGAACAGAAAAUAGGGUGAUUAUAUAUAUAUUUUUUCAAAUUAUGUAAAAUAUGUUUAUAAAAGUAUCUGUACACAUUCUGUGAUAAUAAAUGCUACAAAAAAUUAUUUGCAAUAUUGAACAAUUCAAAAGAAAAAAUUCGAUUGGACAAUUUUAUGAUUAUUUUAAUA
Molecule: messenger RNA, 1246 nt
Organism: Gordionus sp. m RMFG-2023
Lineage: Eukaryota; Metazoa; Nematomorpha; Gordioida; Chordodea; Parachordodidae
Product: probable rRNA-processing protein EBP2 homolog
Exons: 7
Coding region: 72-1091 (339 amino acids)
Biological process (GO): rRNA processing; ribosomal large subunit biogenesis
Cellular component (GO): nuclear periphery; nucleolus; preribosome, large subunit precursor
Source: RefSeq, a predicted model, not a curated record